CAUAUUCAUAGCAGUGUAGCUUAUCGUUGAAGAGUUGUCAGUAGUUUCUUAUUCGACGUCCGUCAAAAUGGAGUUGUCUUUUUCAUCAUUCUCCAGUUUCUAUAUACUUUUAACUACUUUGAUCGCGAUUAUAGCGAUAAAAACGAUUUCUUUAAUAUAUUUCCAAUUUACAUAUUGGAAGAAAAAGGGUAUACCAACGGUGCUAAAUUAUCCUUUUUUCGGAUUGAAUUGGAUGGUUUUAUUUGGCCGAAAGUCAUUUCAAGAGUUAAAUAUACUAAUAUAUGAGACAUUACCAGGUGCAAAAUACGUGGGCUCUAUGGAUUUUUCAACGCCAUUAUUGAUAAUACGUGAUCCUGAAUUAUUGAAGGAAAUAACGGUGAAACAAUUCGAUCAUUUUCCUGAUCAUCGUGGUUUCGUGGACGAAACUAUAGAUCCGAUUUUCGGUAAAAAUAUUUUUUCAUUACGUGGUGAACGUUGGAAGGAAAUGAGGAAUACUUUAAGCCCGUCCUUUACAGCGAGUAAAAUGAGGUUUAUGUUCGAUCUCGUUUCCAAAUGUUCGAACGAAUUCGUGAAUUAUUUCGUCGAUCAUCCGGAAGCAGCGAAGGAAAUCGAAAUGAAGGAUGCUUUUACAAGAUAUACUAACGACGUGAUAGCGACGGUAGCUUUUGGUAUUUCGGUGAAUUCGAUGAAGGACAGGGAUAACAUAUUUUUUCGAAAGGGUGUCGAAUCAACUAAAUUCGAUGGGUUAUUGAACGCGAUAAAGUUCACCUUAUUGCGUACCUGUCCUAAAUUCAUGAAAUUAAUAGGAAUUGGCCUCUUAACUCCAUCUACGGCUAAAUUCUUCAACGAUAUAGUACGCGAGACCGUACAGGCACGCGAUGAGAAUGGUAUCAUUAGACCGGACAUGAUUCAUUUGCUUAUGCAAGCAAGAGAUAAAGAAUCCAGUAAUUUGGAUAUCCAAGAUAUCGUAGCUCAAGCUUUCAUCUUCUUUUUGGCUGGUUUUGACACGUCUUCGACGUUGAUGUGUUUUAUGGUACACGAAUUGGCGGUGCAUCAAGAAAUUCAAGAUAGAUUGCGUCAGGAAAUCGACGAAGUAUUGCUUCGGACCAACGGUGAACUCACUUACGAGGAACUUUCUAAGAUGGAAUACAUGGAAAUGAUUAUAAACGAGACAUUAAGAAAAUAUCCUCCUGCCAUUUUUCUCGAUAGGCUUUGUGCCAAACGUACGGUCAUUCCUCCGUCUUUACCAAAUGGCAAAGAGAUAAUCAUUGAGGCUAAUACAUCAAUUUGGAUACCGUCUUUCGGUUUUCAUCACGAUCCGAAAUAUUUCCCGGAUCCGGAAAAAUUCGAUCCGGAAAGAUUCAGCGAAGAAAACAAACAGAAUAUUAUUCCUUAUACUUAUUUACCGUUCGGCAUGGGCCCUAGAAGAUGUAUUGGUGAACGUUUCGCUCUGAUGGAAACGAAAAUAGUUAUAGUAAAUAUUCUUAAGAAAUUUAUUAUCAAACGUACGAGUAAAACGACCGAUCCUGUCGUAUUUGAUAACAAUUCGUUCAAUCUAAAGAUCAAAGGUGGAUUUUGGAUCAAUUUGGAACAAAGAAAGAAUUGACGAGAAAGAGAAGAAAAAAUAAAAUAAAAAAAAAAAUAAAAAAGAAAAAGAGAUCGUAAUUUAUAAGAUCCAGUUACUUAAAAAUAAUUUCUUUUAUUGUUUCCCUUAAUUCCUUAUCGAAAUAUUUACUGACAGAUAUCCAUCCGUUAGAAUUAAUCGAUCGAUUUCGUCGAUACGAUUCUCAAACCGUGUUAAAUAGCUUUAUACGUUAAUGUUGACUUUUUUUUAAUCGUACGUAAAUCCAUAAGCACUAUUGCAGCUUGAAUAGUAGGCUUAAUGCCUGAUAAUGAGGAUAAUAUUCGCUAACGAGUAUUCACGAUUCACUGUAUUGAACUGCAUCGACAUUUUCGAAUAGCGCAUUACUGACAAGCUAUGUGAGAGAUCAAGAAGAGGAAAUACAUAUAUACAAUAUAUAUAUCUAUACAUAUAGAUAUACAUACAUAUUCAUAAAUCGUUCAAUCAAGUCAUUCUCUAUCGUAUUAGAGCGAUAUAUCUUGCAAUUUUUAUUUAAUAAUUGAUAAUGAUGUUAUUAUAAUUAUACAUUGUAUUUUUAAUAAUUAAAUUAAUUAAAACACUAAUUAUAAUAAUUCUUUUAAUACGAAUUGUGUAACGUGUAUGAUUAUUUCAAGAGAAAUAAUCUCUCUCUCUCUUUUUGUUUUUAAAGAAACAUUAAAACGAUCAAUAUAUUAUUACUCGUUUCCAUUCGUUAGAUCAUUAUUGUUUUUGCGAGAUAAACGUGAUAAAAUGAGAGACGCGAUACUGAUAGACGUAACCUCUACAUUAAUUGAACUCGAGUCGUGCGUGACGCGAGUUACAUAUUUAUACAUUUUAAGAACAAACAUACGCUUACAGAGCAAGACUAUGGUUGUAGUUUUAAAUACGUUGAUAGAAUAGAAACGUUUAGAUAGUAGUAUUUAA
Molecule: messenger RNA, 2524 nt
Organism: Vespa crabro (European hornet)
Lineage: Eukaryota; Metazoa; Arthropoda; Insecta; Hymenoptera; Vespidae
Product: cytochrome P450 9e2-like
Exons: 1
Coding region: 68-1606 (512 amino acids)
Molecular function (GO): oxidoreductase activity, acting on paired donors, with incorporation or reduction of molecular oxygen; monooxygenase activity; iron ion binding
Source: RefSeq, a predicted model, not a curated record